CUUUCUCUCUCUUUCUUUCUUUCUUUCAUUCUUGAACGCAAUGACAUUCUUUAUUCUACUCAUUACUUUUUACCUUUCUUAUACAAAGACAUUGAUAUCAGCAGCUGGUAAUCUUCCCUUUUCAACCUUACCUAGUAACAAUUGUACUGCACCCUCCAUUUGUGACCAAGUUCAAGGUACUCUCAACUGUCGGUGCGAUCCAACCAUUACUGUUUGUUAUAAUGACAAGCACCAAUAUUGUUGGGGUUCUUCAACUUUACAUGAAACAUCAGCAUGUCCUGCCAUACCUUCUUCUUGUCAAGCUGGAUUUAAUUCGACCGCCUCAUGUCUUUGCAAUUCAACCAACAUUUUAUGUAUUGAUCAAUACAGUCAUGUUUGUUAUGGUGCUAUCCAAAAAGGUUCUUCUACAGUGACAUUAUUACCUUUAGGGGGAAUAUCACCUCUCUCUUCUACAACCUCUUCAACUGUUUCCUCUACUCUAGCAAGUUCUUCUAUGGUUGCCACAUCUACUCCUCUUCCUCAAAAAAGUGAUGCUCUAUCUUCUUCUUCCUUGGUAUCUCCAUCAUCCAUCGUUUUCUUGGCAUCCUUGGCGUUCUCCUUGCCUUAUUUUUGAAAUCAAUUUAUAGUUACCAUCCACCAUACCAUCAUCAUCAUCAUCAUCAUCAUCAUC
Messenger RNA from Halteromyces radiatus, 670 nucleotides. RefSeq lists its product as uncharacterized. The transcript has a single exon. The record is from RefSeq and is a predicted model, not a curated record. Lineage: Eukaryota; Fungi; Mucoromycota; Mucoromycetes; Mucorales; Cunninghamellaceae. Bases 41 to 613 code for a protein of 190 amino acids.